CAGUAUGAACAACAUCAGUGAGAUUCAGCCCAAUGCUUUCCACAACCUACACUUCCUCAGUGAACUGAGACUUUCGGGCAAUCACCUGAGACACAUCCCUGGCCCAGUGCUCCAAGGCCUCUACAACCUCAAAGUCCUGAUGUUGCAGAAUAACCAGUUAGAGAGAUUGCCCAGUGAAGACCCGUGGGAAUUACCCAAUUUACUCUCUCUGCGUCUGGAUGCCAACCUGAUUGUGGAGGUGCCAGCAAGGACCCUCUCGGGUAUGAGGUCCCUGCGACACUUGUGGCUUGAUGACAAUGCCCUGACAGAGAUCCCAGUAAGAGCCCUCAACGACCUCUCCUCGCUCCAGGCUAUGACCCUUGCUCUAAACCGCAUCACUCACAUCCCAGACUAUGCCUUCAGGAACCUAUCCAACCUGGUUGUGCUGCAUCUUCAUAACAACAUGAUACGGACCCUCGGACAGAACUGCUUUGAGGGACUGCACAGCCUCGAGACUCUGGAAUUGAACUUCAAUGACCUUCAGGAGUUCCCCGUGGGCAUUCGUACACUCGCCAAGCUUCAGGAACUGGGGUUCCAUAACAACAACAUUGAGGCCAUUCCCGAGAGAGCAUUUGUGGGGAACCCACUUCUGCAGACCAUUAAUUUCUACGAAAAUCCUAUUCAGUUUGUUGGCAGAUCAGCAUUUCAGUUCUUGCCAAAGUUACACACACUCUCUUUGAACGGGGCCACUGAGAUCCGAGAGUUUCCCGAUUUGAAAGGAACCAGCAGCCUGCAAGUUCUUACGCUGACCCGAGCUGGACUAACCGGCCUGCCAUUUGAUCUCUGCCACCUGCUGCCUAAAUUAAGAGUGCUGGAGCUGUCGCACAAUGCCAUCGAAGAGCUGCCGAGUUUCUACCGCUGUGCCUCUCUUCAGGAGAUAGGCCUGCAGCACAAUCUGAUCAAACAGAUUGAAAAGAACACAUUCCAACAGCUCAGCUCUCUGCGCUCACUGGAUCUAAGCUGGAACAGGAUCAGCACUACCCACCCUGAUGCCUUUUCCUCUCUUCAGUCGCUCAUUAAACUAGAUCUCACUGGGAACCGAUUGAGCAGUCUCUCGCUCACUGGACUAACAAGCCUCACUCAUCUGAAACUGAAAGGAAACAUGGCACUCUCACGUUCCUUCAGAGAGCAGGACUUCCCCAACAUAAGGGUUAUCGAGAUGCCAUAUGCCUAUCAGUGCUGUGUUUUUGGAGCCUGUAAAAGCUACAAAGCAGUCAGCCAAUGGGAAGGACAGAUGGGCAGUGAAGAGGAAGACCUCCAGAAGAAAGCUCAGUCCCUGUUCCCCAUUCACACUGACAGCAACUAUGACCUUGACUUAGAGGAAUUCCAGUUAGCUAUUGAAGAGUCCAAACUGCAAACCAGCAUACAGUGUACCCCCAUCCCAGGUCCAUUUAAACCAUGUGAUAACCUGUUUGACAGUUGGGUGGUCCGGCUUGGCAUGUGGCUCAUCUCUUUGGUCUCGCUGAUGGGAAACAGCUUUCUCCUCAUCACGGUCUUUGCAUCCCCCAGCUAUCUCUCCCCUGUUAAGUUCAUCAUCGGCACCAUCAGUGGUGCCAACCUGCUUACAGGCCUGUGUACCGGCACCCUGGCAUUGGUUGAUGCCCGGACAUUUGGAGAGUUUGCCCUGCACGGCGCUCAAUGGGAAAUGGGUGCAGGCUGCCAAGCGACAGGCUUUCUUUCAGUUCUAGCCUCGGAGGGCUCCAUACUCUUCCUGACCUUGGCUGCAGUGCAGUGCAGCGUGUCCGUGUCGUGCGCUCGAGCCUAUGGAAAGUCACCUUCGCUUGGAAGUGUGCGAGCUGCCGCAGUGGCGUGCUUGGCACUUUCGUUGGCAGUCGCCGCUUUGCCGCUAAUUGGGGUCGGGGAGUACGGGGCAACCCCGCUCUGCAUGCCAUCACCACUGCCGGACGGCGAACCUUCCACGUUGGGGUUCAUGGUCGCUCUGAUAAUGAUGAACUCCCUGUGUUUCCUGGUGAUCACCGGAACUUAUAUCAAACUGUACUUGGACCUGAUGAAGGGCGAGUUUGACAGCAUCUGGGAUUGCGCCAUGAUCAAGCACGUAGCCUGGCUCAUCUUCACCAACUGCCUUCUCUACUGCCCCGUGGCCUUCCUCACCUUCUCCUCCCUUCUGGGACUCUUUCCUGUGAGCGAGGAAGUUGUCAAAUCCGUCGUCCUGGUGCUUCUGCCUCUUCCUUCAUGCAUCAACCCCUUGCUCUACCUCCUUUUCAAUCCGCACUUCCGUGAAGAUGCACGCCUGCUUUUGAGCAGAGCUCACCUCCAUCAUGACCGCAACAUGGAUUCCUUUGUCUCUGUUGACACGGAGAAAAGCUCGUAUGACUCCACCCAAGCCUUGGUGUCUAUUCCCCCUGAAGCAGAUGCAGGGUUCAAGAGUUCAUCGACACCAAACUCCGAGACAGUUGCCCGUUUUUCUAGCCCACCCUCAGUGCCUCUUAUCCCAUGCCAGAUGCAGAUGAACCCCUCAACAGAGAGGGAUAAUGUUGCAGAAAACCUGGUCAGGUCAACAGCAGGACUCAAAGAGCAAGAGGACCUCAGGAGCAGUGGACUGGACACUCAUAAUGGAAGCUCCCUCUCUGGAGUCUACUACUCCAUGCAUCUCUCAACUCAUUUUUAAUUCUUCUCUUAAACUGUUUAAGGACCCUUUUAGCACUAGUCAUGAGCCCAAAUAUGAACUGACCCAUAAAAACCUUCAGAGCUAGUGAACAAUGAACUAUUUGGGACUAUAUAUAACCAUAAUGUCCCAACUGCUACGGCAUUCUUAAAGAAAAGGAAAGAAAGCCUAAGCAUCUUGUGGGCCCUUAAGUAAUUUAAGCAACAAUCUUAAAAUAUUCAAAAGCAAACCUCAUUCAGUUUGUGUAACUUGUUUUGUAAUGAGAUUUAAAGGAAUCUUCUGGGUUUAAUAUAAUUUCCAUCCAUGGAAUAUUGAUUUUCACAGAAAAAAAUAAUAAUUAUAUAUUUUGACUGUAUUUAAACAAAAAGUCAUGCAUUAUGUACAUACAAUGGACGUCUAUGAAGCAGAGUACUGCACUGGCAUAAAAAUUGUAAUUCACACUGCUUCUACAAGACCAUAACAAAAAGACAAAUCCAACGACAGAAAUGUUGUUGGUUAUGCAAAACCAGAAAUCAAUCCACCAACAGUGUGGUCUCACAUCUCAUGAGCAUUGCAUUUCAUUCUUUUGAACAUGGGACAUUCCUUUAAUUAGGAUAUAUCACAGGGAUGUACAAGGAGUUAUGCAUCUAAAUAUUUCAAUGUGAAAAAUGUCUUUACAAAAUGUUCAAUUCUUAUGUACUCAAACUUUUAUGCAUUCAUUUCCAAGUGUGUAUAUAUCAAAGUAUCUUUAAUUAUUUGCAAGUCAUGACUUGCUUACUUUCCCCUAGUGAAUUAAUAAUUAAAAUAAUAAUAAUAAAAUCAAAAAAGGUAAAUGCAUAUCAUCAAAUAAUAUUUAGUCUAUUGAAAAACAAUGACAAAAACCAUAUAAGCUAAAACGUAUUGCCAGAAACAUACUCUCUGCAAGUACUCAAAAGCCUUGGUCAACGCUCUGUAAGCUCCAGUUCAUGAUGUAUAUAUUUAACAUGCAUUGUAGCAGUAAGAAACCUUGAGGGGUGACAGAGGUACCUUCAAGUGUUUGUUCCAUUAAUGGUAACAGGAAGCUGGCUAUAAACAUGUUAAUAACUCAUUUUAACUAACUGACUUCUUCAAACUGUUGCUCCACCAUGACAGAAGUAAAAAUGCACCAUAGAUGACAUUAACCUAAUUCAUACCAUAAUCCAUGAAAGUAACUCUGAGAAUGCAAAACAUGUAAAAAAUGUUAAAAUACAAACAUUUUCAAAUGUUUUGGUAAUAAUUUGCGAUGCAACAUGUUUCAGAAUUAAACAUUGCAUUAAACUCAAGUUUGCAUUACUAGAAGCAUUUGCAUUCAUGUACUUGCAUAGACUAUGUUUGACCUUCACGCUAUUUUUUUUUUUUUUUGUCAAGUCCACAGGAUUAAGAUAUAUUGAACAUGUCGACGCUAUGAACUGAAGAUUAAGAAGAACUAUGAGCGUUUUUAUUGGGUUGUUAUAAAGCUUGGUCAGGAUCUUUUACAGUUUGUAAAGUAGGCUAGCUAUUGUAUUGUAAACUAUAACUACCUCUGAUCUAGCAUGCUAUACCUUUUUUUUCUUAUUGAUUUAUAUUCUUUUUAUAUUAAAUGUAUAUUAAAAUGUAAUUUUUAUAUUGAAAAUUUUAAGAUCUUUGUACAACAGACACUUCUGGAUGUAAAUAUUUUCAUAUUUCUGUAUACAUGUGACAAAGAAUGAUUUAAUAAAGUUAUUAGUUUCAUAAA
Carassius auratus (goldfish) is the source of this 4376-nucleotide messenger RNA. RefSeq names its product leucine-rich repeat-containing G-protein coupled receptor 6-like. Gene Ontology annotation, cellular component: plasma membrane. The coding region runs from base 5 to 2668 and encodes 887 amino acids. The record is from RefSeq and is a predicted model, not a curated record. NCBI's taxonomy places the organism in Eukaryota, Metazoa, Chordata, Actinopteri, Cypriniformes, Cyprinidae. The transcript is spliced from 17 exons. Gene Ontology annotation, biological process: activation of adenylate cyclase activity; adenylate cyclase-activating G protein-coupled receptor signaling pathway; hormone-mediated signaling pathway. Gene Ontology annotation, molecular function: G protein-coupled peptide receptor activity; protein-hormone receptor activity; protein binding.